Messenger RNA from Etheostoma cragini (Arkansas darter), 5707 nucleotides. It is a transcript of the gene umodl1, whose product is annotated as uromodulin-like 1. The transcript has 17 exons. Gene Ontology annotation, molecular function: protein binding; calcium ion binding; peptidase inhibitor activity. NCBI's taxonomy places the organism in Eukaryota, Metazoa, Chordata, Actinopteri, Perciformes, Percidae. The coding region runs from base 1301 to 4843 and encodes 1180 amino acids. Gene Ontology annotation, cellular component: extracellular region; cell surface. The record is from RefSeq and is a predicted model, not a curated record.
ACUCCCCCUAACCCCAAUGAAACCAAUUAGGUCUGUGAUUAAAUGGAAGUCACUAUAGCAUUCCAGUAGGUUGGUCAUUACUGGCAUCCAGUGGGGACUUGUUGCUAUGUUUAUUUGGCUUGCAGGCCUGUUCCAGGGAAGCCAUGUCACAGCCAGUACCUGGCAACAGUCUCAUGACCCAAUCAGAUGUGGCACUGGUAGUGAAACAUACAAUACAGUAUAAGACAAUGUUCCCUUGAACUGCUGAUUUUUUUAUUUUUACUUUGUGGUGUAACUGUAUUUCAUAUGUAGUGACCUUAGUUAACUAAGUUACUUAGUUAAAAACCUUAAGCCUGUAGCCCUGUGUCUCCCUACAUCCACAUGCUCCACUGCGUCAGCAGAUACCCAAUCAUUAUCACCUAAUUACUGAAGGAUAGUUAAUCACGCACAUUCUCACACCUCAUUACUAUGAAAGGAGCACCAUUACAUUAAUUACUACAUUUAAAAAGAAUGAAGAAAAUAUGCAUUUAAAUAUGUAAAAGAAUACAGAGGACCUGUAGAAUUUUCUUUCAUCAAACAUGAAUGCAUGUCACAUUCACAGACUCAAAGUAAAAGAAUCGUGAUGUAGUUCUUUUUUAUUUUUAGAACAUCUUUGACAUCCAACGCAUCCUGAUUUUUUUCACAUAAUGAGAAAGAAGGCAUGUGGGGAAAAUGGCAGGAAAGUUCUCACUCCUUCUUGCCUGACAUUAAUGGCUGAUACAGGCUGUUAAUGCCAGCGGCAUAGCAUGCACUGCCAUGGUUACCUAAGUCAUUAGGGACUUUGACUUCUCCCAUCCCACAUCUAUCUCCCUGGCAUCACAAACAUGUUUACUGACACCACCAAAGAAUGAGUAAAAUGACCACUUAUUUAUUCCUAAAAAAUAAAAGCGAGUGCUGGGCUUCACACGUGAAAAUCAUAUUAACCAAAGACUUUUCUCUUUAAUGAAAUACCAUAGACCAUAGUCAGUAAUAUACUGACUCACUAGGUUGUCUUGCUGCCAUACGUCAUGGCAAAGAAAUGUAUCACAUUUUACUGAAUAUUGUAAUAUUCUUGCAAAGAUUCAUGUAAUUUUGUAACAUUCUCUCAAUAUCUACCUGCUGGCUGUCAUGAUUUUGUGGUCCACGAGGGACUGAUGGUGCGACGAGGGGAGGAGAAAGACAGAGCCACAGAGGAUUUAGUCUUUGAGUACGCCCUAAACAGUGACUUAGCAUCAUCUCAAAGAGAAAAAUGCACGUACAAUGUGGUCGUUAAAUAUGUAAUUGAGAUUUUCAUCUGUGAAAAAUGAGUUGGAUGCUCUCCUUCUGGGUGGCGACGGCCCUGCUGGCUCUGUGUGGGGGAACAGACACUAUGCAUGAAGGAAAUAGCUUGUCUGCGUCUGGCUAUCAUCUAUGUAUUCACAAUGAGACUAGGAAUGUGAGUGUCCUGGUGAUGCAUACGGUCCCCUAUACUGUGAUAAAGCCUUGUGGUGGCUGGCUCCUCUGGAAGACAUGUACAGUCACACUUUAUAGGACGAUCCAUCAGACCGAGUACAAGACAGUGAUGGAGCAGGUGACUGGAUGCUGCACAGGCUAUGUGCAAGUCGGCCGUUACUGUGCUCUGCCUGUAAGCAGGAGUGUUGAGUUCACUGCCAAGCCAGGAUCCUGUCCAUCUGCAGAUGGAUUCCUUCCCAGAUCUGAGGACUGUGAGUGGGACAUGGACUGCCCAGGCUGGCAGAAAUGCUGCCAAAGAUCGGGUCACUCUCUCUGCAGUGAUCCUGCAAGCUCAACAAAUUAUUAUGAGAAUGGAGGAUCUCGUUUUAAUGCAACGGUGACAGUGAAGACAGAUUAUGAUGAACUGAUGUCCAAUGAUAGAGGACAUCUGGAUCACACACGAUUGCUACAAGCAAUGGUGACUGGAGCUCUGCAGUCUGAUGUUUCAGUUUAUUACCUCAGCUCACAGCCUGUGCAUCCCUAUAGAACUGCCACUUCCCUACUGAUAGACUGCAACGUUACUCUUUCACUGUACAAUGUCACGUCAAAGCUACAGCAUCUCCUCAAACACAUACUGGAGGUGUCAUCUGUAACCGUGGAAGAUGUGGAUGAGUGUGAACAGUCUGCUCUUUGUCGGUGCUCCCCUCAGGCCCACUGUAACAACACAGUGGGCUCCUACCAUUGUGCCUGCCACCAAGGAUAUAUUGACGUUGACCCCAACAGCCCUGGAGCCCAUUGCACGGCUGACGUCGGCAUGGCGACCACCCCAGAGCCCCCACUUACCUACCUUCCACCCAUGAACACAAGUUACACCACAGCUUUCAACAGCACACAGGACCCCGUGGGCAACCGCACCAUGGGUGUCUUCAACUCCACUGAGACCAGCAUGACUACAGUUCUGAGUAACACCAGCCCUGUCCCUUAUAGUUCAACAGAUGCUCCGCAGCGGAUAGGUUCUGCACCGCACAGCAGCGCAAGCACAACUUUAGAGUCACUUCUGCCGACAAUCACAUGCUCUGCUCCCAACAUUGCCAGCGUAUGGUCGGCUAACGUGACUGGAACCUCCUUCUGUGUCAACUGGUCCAGCCAGUUUCAGACAAACCAGACUUACCAGGUUGUUCUAAGCAAGGGGUCAGAGGUCAUUCAUUCUUGCGAAACCAAUCAGACCAUGAUGGAGCUGAGGGGACUGCAGCCUGGGGUGCUCUACAAUGUUACUGUCACUCCUCAGUCCUGCGGAAGCCAAGGAGUUGCUCUUCGCAUAAUGGUCAAGACUGAUGCUCAGACUCUGGAUGCCACAGCGCGAUUUACCAACAUCCAGUUCACUGCUGAUCUGCAGAACACCAGCAGCCAGGCCUACCAAAUCCUCACUAAGAAUAUUACAGAGGAGAUCUACAAGUCUCUGUCUCCAGAGAUUAAAGCCAUGAUGGAUUCAGGCCAGGUGAGAAUCGAGAUCAGACGUUUUUCCCCGGGAAGUGUGGUGGUCAACUUCACCAUCAUCUUUUCCCCCAGUCAAAGCCAAGAUAUCAGUAAUGUGUCGACAGCUCUACUGCACUCCUUGAUUAACAGCACCAUAUACACUGUGGAUCAAAGCAACACCAGAGCACAGGAUUUUGAUGAAUGUGCUUCAGGGGAAAAUGACUGUUCACAGUGGGCAACAUGUAGAAACAUCUUGGGCUCCUACACAUGUCUUUGCCUGGAGCUAUCUGUAGACAACAACCCAGGAAGGCCUGGACGAGACUGUCAAGCAAUUGCAUCAACCUCUACUGCCCCAGCAACCACCACUAGUCUUCCUGCAACUUCUUCUACUGCCCCAACCCCUACUGCUCCAACAACCACCAAUACUGUCCCUACAACCACCACUGCUACUUCUACUACUUCUUCUACUGCCCCAACCCUUACUGCACCAACAACCAUCAAUACUGUCCCUACAACUACCACUGCUACUCAUACGUCUUCUACUGCCCCAACAACAAUCAAUGCUGUCCCAACAACCACCACUGCCACUCAUACAUAUUCUACUGCCCCAUCAACCACCACUGAUACUUAUACUUAUUAUACUGCCUCAACAACCAUCACUGCUACUGAUACAACUUCUUCUACUGCCCCAGCAACCACUGCCCCAACAAACACCACUUCUACUCCUUUAACUUAUUCUACUGCCCCAACAAAUACUGCCUCAACAACCACUACUACUUCUACACCUUCUUCUACUGCCCCAACAACCACGACUACUAUAAUGAUAUCCAUGACUACAACCCCUACAACCACCGCUACCGGUCCCAGUACCGACAUUACAUCUCCUGCAACCACCGCUACUGCCCUGACAACUGCCACCAAUGCCAUAUCUGUACAGUGCCGGGUUGCUGCGAUCACUGUGACAGUUGCCAAGGAAUUUCUUGUGAGGAACAAGAUCAGGGUAGACACCAUCUACUUGGGGUUGCCAGAAUGUGGUGUCAAUGGAGGUAAUGCUACCCAUGCCCAGCUGACCGUGGCCUGGAACGAGUGCCUCACUAGGAUUGUGCAAAAUGAUAGCUACUGCUCAGCAUCUGUAACUCUGUUCAACACCAUGGAAAGGUUCACAUUGUCAACCAAUGGGACAGAAGAGGUACCCAGAAUACGGUUGGAGGUUCCCAUCAUGUGUACCUUCACAAAGAAUAUGCUUAUCUCUGUUGAUUCCGGCUCCAUGGGGUAUGAUAUGAUCAAAGAUGUUAUCACGGGUUUGGGGUCAUUCCAGGUGACAGUGCAACUGAUGAAUGGUACAAUGCCUCUACCCUCCAACUCCAUCUUGUCCUCUGAGGAGGCUGUGGUGUUGGAGGUCAGCCUCAAACCCUCCUCAGAGCAGAUUAAAGUAGUCAUCAACAGAUGCUGGGCCACGCCCACCCGAAACCCUGCGGACCCCGACAGCCACACCUUCCUGGCAAACAGCUGUUCCUUGAACACAUACACCAAAGUGUUGAUGAACGGGAACUCCAGCACAUCACGUGUGUCCGUACAGAUCUUCCGCAUAGUCAACCUGAAUGUGAUCUAUCUGCACUGCGAGGUCCAGAUCUGUGUGCCGAUUGAAGGGUAUACCUGUGUGCUUGACUGUCUACAAAGAACAGCUCGCUCUUCAAACAUCAUUGGAAGAGCUUCGGGUUCCUCCGGGCCUCUGCUGAGGUCAGGUGAAGAUCCCCUGGAGGAAGGGUAUACCACUCUUAACAUAGUUGGACUCUCCUGCCUGGGAGUUGGCCUGUCGCUCUUCUUCAUCAUUGGUUUCAUCUGUCUUUUCUUCUAUCAGAGGAACCGAAUUGGACACUACAACUUCAGCGCCCAACCAGAGAAGGAGAACUUCUCCUACCUUGUCUUUAAUGCCUAGAGCUGCAGCAGCACCCACAACUAAAGUCACAGAAUUGGAAAAGAGGAUCAAUUCUUUCAGCAGGCACAUUUGGUCGGCUCUUACGCUGCUGCUGCCACUGAGCGCCACUGUUGCACCAUUCACAUAUUAUUUCUCACCAAACAUUGCAAAUCUUUGCACAUUAGACAAUAAAUAACCUACAGAUUAUUUAUAGUUAUAUGAAACACCCCCCAACACAUAUUUGAGAUAUUCAAUUGUACAGUAGUUACUGGAAUGUCAAAUAUAGAGUCUAUAAAUAUUCCAUAUAGAAUAUAUAUAACACUGACAAAUAAAAAGGUAAGACUUUUUAGAAAUUUUAAAAAGCAAAGAUUUAAGCAUCAUUUUACCUUCAGCUGAGACAAAAAAGAAGUUCACAGAAGUACAAGAUAUGAUGAUACUGGAGAGAAAGUGUAAAUUCAGGAAAUUAGAAAAUACCUUAUAUGGUAUGGGGGAUUUUUCACUACAUGGUUCACAUCAGAAAUAGCAAUGUACUGAGUUUUACAGAAACAAGAUUGUAUCACAUAUCUUUGCAUAAAUAAUCAUGUUCACGUAGUCAAUUAUGAUUAAAAUAUACCAAGUGCAAGACAGGUCAAGUUAUCACUUAAUUGUCUUUUUGCUGCUAUUUUUCUACAGUUACGCUUUUUGUUUGUUCCGCGUCUGUCAUAGUCGUUUUGUUCUCACUGGACCAAAUUGCUCCGAUGCUGUAUGUGGUGUGACAAUAAACAUGUCCUGUGUGAAUAUAGCCACUUGGGGGUGCUGCUGUCCCAGUUCUUUAGCUCUAUAAAACACAGCAAGAUGGCUUCCUGCAUGCAUAGACUUAACAUGUAUACACUGUUCACAGAGGAC